CAACCUGCAGGACCAACCAGAACCAGGACCAUCAACACUGUGACCUUGCCAGGAUGUGGAUGUUUCUACUGAUCGUCAGUCUGCUGGACCAGAACCAGGCUUCUCCUACAGCAGGUGCCCGUGGCGAUGCCGUUCAGCUCAUUCCUCAACAAGAACCGGUCCCAAUCACGCCUUCCACCACCACUGCCAUCAAUCAACAGACAGGCUCCUCCUCCUCCUCCUCUUCAUCGUCGGCUUCAUCAGAGUCAAGCCAGAGUUCAGAGGGUCUUCAACAAGUGAGAGAACGACAGAACCAGGAGACUAUGGCUCUGGAGGAGAUGGACUCGUCGCAGGAGUCUCGCAGAAACAAAAGUGCCGACCCGUGGCUCAACGAACCGGCUUUGGUGAGGGAGGGAUUGGACGAGCAGCAGAGACACGCUGGAGACGACAGCGUGGAGAGCCAACACCAGGCUCUGUUGUUGAACCUUCACCAUCUUCUGGGGCAACCUGAAACCAAAGAAAUCAUUCCGACGAAGGAAGUGGGCGGAGAGACAACGUACGUCAGCGAAAAUGCGCUUGACGGCGGAGGCGUCGGGGCCGACAUCGUAGACGCCCAGCUUCUGCCGCUGGACAGCAUGGAGCGAGAAAACGAGCUGACCUUUGACACGCCAUAUCACUACCACUACCACGGCCACCGCGGCGAAGAGGCAGCGCUUGAAUUGGGUCUGUAACAGAGGCCACGCCCCUCGCAGAAAAAUUAUAUUUUCAUGUUUCCUACGUAGCAAAUGUAAUCAUCUGCAUAUUGUGUGAAGUGUUUAACAUCAUAAAUAUAAUUAUUCCAACAUUAUAACAUCAAAUAUCACCUCAGCAGUACCAACUACAGCGUUGUCGGUGCAUAAAAAACAACAAGAAAAGUGCCACAGCCCAAUCACCUGCAGGUGGCACUGUGAUCAAAACCAUAACUUUAAAGACAUUAGAGAUCCAUAACAGCACCACCAUGUGGUCACUGAAUGUGUUUCAUGUUCGCAUUACACAGCGACACUGCUCCAUCUAACAGCAGCUAACCGUUUCCAUUAUUUUAGGUUA
This is a messenger RNA of Solea senegalensis (Senegalese sole), 1065 nucleotides long. RefSeq lists its product as uncharacterized. NCBI's taxonomy places the organism in Eukaryota, Metazoa, Chordata, Actinopteri, Pleuronectiformes, Soleidae. The coding region runs from base 54 to 710 and encodes 218 amino acids. The record is from RefSeq and is a predicted model, not a curated record. The transcript is spliced from 7 exons.